This is a messenger RNA of Procambarus clarkii (red swamp crayfish), 2360 nucleotides long. RefSeq names its product RNA N6-adenosine-methyltransferase METTL16. Gene Ontology annotation, molecular function: 23S rRNA (adenine(1618)-N(6))-methyltransferase activity. Gene Ontology annotation, cellular component: nucleus. Gene Ontology annotation, biological process: rRNA base methylation. The record is from RefSeq and is a predicted model, not a curated record. Lineage: Eukaryota; Metazoa; Arthropoda; Malacostraca; Decapoda; Cambaridae.
ACGCUAGUGUCAACAAACAAACGUUUGGAGUACGACUGUGUUGUUCCUGGCCAGGCCGCUGAAUAAACUUCAAAACAACAUCUAAAUCUCACCUACAAGCAUCAAAUCCAACUCCAAACCCCGUCUAGUAUAGCGGCGGCCCUUACCUCAGCCACCAACGUCACGUUAACACCCCUGAAAAAGCCUUACCAAGACCUGAAACCAAUACGACGCAUGUCCAACUUCCAGCUCAAACUCUGUCUCAACUAACCCUACCUGUUGACCUCAGGGCGAGGACAGGAAGCCAGCGGCUUGUCGAAGGUUUCCUUAACCUUAAGAUACCCGUAUGUUAAAGUAGGCGCCGUUUAUAGCGGUUCUUGAGGUAGAUCUGAACUUCUCCAACAUGACCUCCAACAAGAAAUUUGUUUCAUCAAAACUCAAUAAAUUUAUGCAUCAACGAAAUCCCUACCGCACUCCGCCCAGUUUCAAGAAGCUUGCCCUCAACUAUCCUGAAUUUCGAAAAUACUGUACCUAUGAUCUUGGUGGCAAAGUUCACUUAGACUUUAAGAAUCCGAAAGCUGUACGUGCUCUUACAACGUGCCUUCUGGACCAAGAUUUUGGUCUUAAGGUUAGUAUUCCCGAUGAUCGACUGGUGCCGACACUUCCCCUGAGGCUCAAUUACCUUUUGUGGAUCGAAGACCUACUGACACAUGCGGCACACUACAACUCGGAGCACUGUGUCUUGGGCAUUGACAUUGGUGUUGGAGCAGCAUGUGUUUACCCAUUGUUAGGAGCGCAGCACUUUGGCUGGUGUUUACUGGGCACAGAAAGUGACGAACAUAGUUAUCAAAGUGCCCACACAAAUGUGCAAAAUAACAAUCUUCAGGCAAAGAUUCUUUUGAAGAAGGUUGAAAGCAAUAUUUUUUUCAAGAAUUUGAUAAAUGAUGAAGAGGUGAAAAGGUGGAUGUUAAAGUGCAAAUUACGAAAAAAAGCUGAAGUGAGCGAGUCGCUGCAGAACUGCGAAGCACGAAAGGCCCAGACAGCCGCACUCGACUCUCUCAGUCGUGUAGAAUUUGGUAAUGGUCAGUUGAAAGAUGAGGAAUGUAGCACUUACUUGUACGACUUCACAAUGUGCAAUCCCCCCUUCUUCAGUUCUGAGGAAGAGGCAGACACGAUGAAGAAAACCAGAAAGGACAGAGGAAGUCCUGUCAGUGCACCAACUGGUGCAAUUCACGAGAAGGUGACACCAGGUGGAGAGGUCUCCUUUGUCACAAAAAUGAUCGACGACAGCCAAUUGAUGAAGGAUAAAAUCAGAAUCUUCACAACAUUGAUUGGGACGAAAGCUAACAUAAAGCCAAUCAAAGGGGCACUGAGUGCGGCCAGUCCGUCGUGCUCUGUGGUGACACAGUUCUGCCAAGGAAGAACCAUGAGGUGGGGUGUGGCUUGGACGUACGACUCUGCCCUGCAGCUAGACCAAGUGAGAAGUAAGAAAGAGAUGGUAACCAAUAAACCGCUCGUGUUAAUGAUGCCUCGAAGUCUAAUGACGGUUUACUCGGUUCAAGCUGCUUGGACUAUGGUUAAGAAGUGGCUACAUCAGCUCAAAGUGAAAGUUCGAGUGUUAAAAAGCAGCAAAUAUUUUGUGAGUGCGAAUGUGAAGGCCUUUAAAGCUACUUGGCUGCACCAGAGAAGAAAGAAGAGGCAAGGUACAAGGAAAGCUGUGAGUACACACUCAGAUGAGGAGAUAGGCAAUAUUUCACUAGUUGACGAAAGUGCAAAUAGUACGAUAUCAAGUAAAACGGAUACAAUGGAAGAAACUUGUGUAGAAAAUAUGGAAGAACAAAUGAUGAGUAAAGACCAACUUGGUGGAGACCACGAUAGUGAUACGAAGACAAAUGAAUGUGGCGAUGGUGUGUCGGCUGAGCACUCUAUGUCCAGUUGCCAGGCUUCCUGCCUUCGUGUGAACAGCCCAGACACCGAGUCUCAAGCCACAACGCCUCACAACCAUGCACAACAAAGCUCGAAAUUAAUCCAAGACCGAGAGGAGCCGAUGUUAAACACGGGUAAAGUGGAAAGACUUGAAUGCAUUCUAAGAUGCAACCUGCAAAUGAAGCAGUCAGGGGCACUCGUCAGUAUGGAGGCUUAUUACUUAGAUGGCUCAGCUGGCAAAGAUGGCCUCAACCAGCUUCUUCAGUUCAUGAGAAACCAACUCCUAAGACCAACAGUGUAAUAUUUCUUGCUUAAUAUACAAAUUCAGAAUUGAAGAUCUGUAAAAAAUGAAAUUGCGUUUUAUAAAAUUUAAUUGAUUUAUAGAAAAUAUUUUUGAAACAAUAACCUUUAUAAAAUAUUUUGAAGUGUGGAUUUGAUUAAAUGUGGGUAAUACA